UUUAUAGGGCCCUCGGUUCAUGGUUCUAUUGUAGCUCUAGAAUCUUACUGGUGCCGGCAGCUGAGCCAACAAAUCAAUUGAAAGAAAUUUGGUAUUGGCGAAAGGCGGCAGCUGUCAAAACAGCCACCAGUCGCACAAAAAGCUCUAUUGACGCCUUUUUGUUUUCUGGCUCCUUUCAAGACCCUAGUUUGUCAAAUAUGAGCCGCAUCUUUUGCGUUUGAAAGCGGUAGCUCGAAGACGCCCCGCGAUCUGGGCCAGACCUGCUGUGCCACACGACGCUAAGUGGUGGCUAACUUGGGUGGCUGCCGCACUCUGUUGCCUGAGUUUAGGCGCCUCUGAAUAUUUAAAAAAAACAUGCCCACUUUCUAAUAAUCUGACAUGUAUAGGUAGAUUUGUUAAGGAAGUUUUUCGUUUUAUAUCUUUAAAAGAAGCAUAAAUCAAAAGUCUUAGGGGACAGAAGGAGUUUCCUGAAGAUUCCCGAUCUUCAGAAUAUGUUUCCAUUACACACAGUACACAGUAGAAGAGUUGCUUUCACAUUACCUGGAUUCUAAAUUAGAGACUCACUAAAAACACCAAAAAUUCCAUUCGAGAAAACGACAACUGCUCUCGAUAUUUAAUUUAUAUACUUGUAAAAAUCAUGCCACAACCAAACUAAACACAACUGCUCCGUAAUAAUAUAUAUUAUGUUAUUUUUCACCGAUUUAAAAAAAUAAAACAUAUUAGCUACAAUAUCAAAUACAUUUAAUUAGCCAAUCUAUUAGUAAGUUCUCCUUCCUCACUUUUUAUUACAAAUGCUCAGAAGCGAAUGCUGCCUAUUUUGUGUCAUGUUUCAAUCUUUUCUAAGCCCUAAAUUAAAAACUGAAGCGCAAUUAAGCCAUUUGUAUUGAUUUGGCAUAAACAGCAAAUUAUCCAUUUUCCGAAAUCUUUGGAAUAUUUCUGGCAAACAACAGGAACAAAUAUGGCAAAAUUGGGCUGGAAACAGCUGCGCAAACUUGCGAAAAAUGUCUUCGGGUGAGCGGGCCACUAUAAAAGCCAUCACCCCAGAGAGCCCCCAGCAUUGGCAAGAUCAAAUCAAAGUAAGCGCACAAUGAGAGCACCCGUACUAUUUGGAGCUGUCUUCAUCCUGACAGCCUGUCUCCUGAGGAGCAGCGAGGCUGUGACCUGCACCGCCGAACCAAACAACGCCCAAUGCAUCAACUGCACCACCAACCCCACCGAUGCGGAGUGCGUGGCCGAGGCUGCAGCCACUUCAUCUACGACCACGACCACAACCACGGCGGCUACCACCACUGCCGCCACUACGGCUGCUCCGUCCACCUCCGGUGGUGCGACCGGUCCACGGCGGAAGAUCGUGACUAUCAGAAACAUGUACUACACAAACGUCCGGCGCAUUCGGACGAACCGCAACGGGAGGGGCACCACCAACAGGCGGGGGGGCAGGACCAAUACCAAUCGGCGAAAUCGCAGGCGCAACGGCAACAACGUCCGCGUCAUAGUCGGGUGAAGACAUCGGCCCUGAACUUUAUGGUACUCAUGCAAUAAAGAACCUACUGAAAUGAAA
Molecule: messenger RNA, 1561 nt
Organism: Drosophila ananassae
Lineage: Eukaryota; Metazoa; Arthropoda; Insecta; Diptera; Drosophilidae
Product: integrator complex subunit 5-like protein
Exons: 1
Coding region: 1088-1504 (138 amino acids)
Source: RefSeq, a predicted model, not a curated record